Brassica rapa (field mustard) is the source of this 928-nucleotide messenger RNA. Its product is annotated as protein-S-isoprenylcysteine O-methyltransferase A. The record is from RefSeq and is a predicted model, not a curated record. Gene Ontology annotation, molecular function: protein C-terminal S-isoprenylcysteine carboxyl O-methyltransferase activity. Lineage: Eukaryota; Viridiplantae; Streptophyta; Magnoliopsida; Brassicales; Brassicaceae. Gene Ontology annotation, cellular component: membrane; endoplasmic reticulum. Gene Ontology annotation, biological process: C-terminal protein methylation.
AUUCGUUUCUCGCAGAAGCUCUCCAUCUCCUUUACGUAUUUCUCUGAUUCUCGGCUCUGUUCAUUUCCUCAUAUCUUAUUUUUCUAGCAAGUUAAGAGAUUGAUUUGGAUCAAGAUCAUAUUUUUCUUUGGGAAAGUUUCAACACUUGGAUCAAGAUCAUAUCCUUCCUGGUGGUUAUGCAGUUCUUGGAUCCAUUACUGAUAGUAGUACACUAUGCAUCUACCUCAUUCACAGUGACACCACGGGGCUUCAGACAGUUAUCUUCAUUAACCUUCUUCCACACAUCAGAAUACAUUCUAGCCAUCGCCAUUCACGACGGUCAGUCAAACGUAACUCUAACCUCACUUGUGAUCAGCAAGCACUACGCUUUAGCCAUGCUCUUGGCCCUGCUGGAACACCUCACCGAGAUACCCGAACUGAAACAACACGUGUGGGUCAGCAGCUUUGGACUCGUAGUAAUGAUGAUCAUCAUCGGCGAAACCAUCAGGAAAACAGCUAUCAUAACAGCGGGGAGAUCGUUCACACACUUGAUAAAGACCAACCACGAGGAGCAUCACAGGCUCGGUGUGUAUAGACUGAUGAGGCAUCCGAUAAGCGGGUUUCUCUUCUGGUCGGUUGGGACACAGGUUAUGUAUGCUGUGUAAUAUCCUGUUUCAGCUGUUUUGUUCACGGUUGUGGUGUGGCGGUUUUUCCGAGAGAGGAUAGCGUAUGAGGAGUAGUUCUGGUAUUCCCUUUCUUUAAUCAUAUGUGAGUAGAAGACCCACACAGGCUUUUUUUAACACAAGCAAAGGAAGGAGUAUCCACACCUAGAGAGAUUCUGCUGUUAGUAAUGAGUUAAAUUGAUUCACACAGAUUGUAUAACAGAUUCAAUAACGGUUACAAAAGUUAAAUGUUUUUUUUUUAAAGACAAAAAAUUAGAACUUUAGAC